UCUUCAUCCAUCAAGAUGUCAACGCCAAGUCUGCCUACGGGCCUCCGAGAUUUAGGCGUUGAUGGUGGUGUAGAGGAUUCUCGUUUUCCAGCACCAUCCAAACAGGCAGCCGGGCUCGUCAACGGAACACAGACGGACGUGUCGUCUGUUUACUUCUCAGACAAGAUCCUGAUCACAAUCUCCCAGGGCGGUCGGUUAUCGCAAUGGAUCCAAGUACCACUCUCAUCCGCCUCUCCCACCACAUUCGAUACGGCGCUGCCAUCCAACAACGAAGACAUGCUUCCGCUCGGGCAUUUGACACCAAAGACGCUGCUUGGCGCAGGUGGUGAGCAACGAGAAACAUUGGGUCAUCUUUAUGCAAGUCAAAUCGCGAAUGUCAUUGCUACAAGGAAUCCCGAGGAAUCGAGGACGGUAGUUGUUGGACUUGGACUACAAAAAGUUGAGAUGGAGAGGGAGGCAUUCUUCGAUUUGUUGGAGCUCCUUCAGAAGGUUAUGUGAUGGGACAACAACUUCGCUGAAGGGCGCCGAUGAGCAUUUAUCACACUCCGUAGGUGAUGGGAUCAGAUGUCAGGGGCUUGAAAACCUCUUACUACAGAUUUUCACAGGGGAUGCUGCUCUCCACCCGGUCUCCAUUUUAUAACGCUCCGCUUUUCACAACGCUCCGGAAAGGCUAUAAAAGUGAGAAUAUACAGCAGAAAGGAAUCCCUGGUAGCAGAACAACGAAUUUUAAGCUGCCACAAUCACUGCACUAGGUGCUUGAGUCUGCCCAGCCAUUUUCUUCUUCAUCUCAUCAUUCUCAAGUUUGAAUCGGAGUUG
Molecule: messenger RNA, 816 nt
Organism: Hyaloscypha bicolor E
Lineage: Eukaryota; Fungi; Ascomycota; Leotiomycetes; Helotiales; Hyaloscyphaceae
Exons: 2
Coding region: 16-498 (160 amino acids)
Biological process (GO): proteasome assembly
Source: RefSeq, a predicted model, not a curated record